Molecule: messenger RNA, 528 nt
Organism: Hyposmocoma kahamanoa
Lineage: Eukaryota; Metazoa; Arthropoda; Insecta; Lepidoptera; Cosmopterigidae
Gene: ATPsynF
Product: putative ATP synthase subunit f, mitochondrial
Exons: 4
Coding region: 69-392 (107 amino acids)
Biological process (GO): proton motive force-driven mitochondrial ATP synthesis
Molecular function (GO): proton-transporting ATP synthase activity, rotational mechanism
Source: RefSeq, a predicted model, not a curated record
UAAUUUUGACAGCAGGAGUUACCAAAUUCCUUCUGUUCAAGAAAAUUCGAUAAAAACGCCUCGGAACGAUGGCUUUCGGUGAUUAUCCCAAAGAAUACAAUCCAGCAGUGCAUGGACCAUAUGACCCGGCUCGUUAUUAUGGAAAGCCUGAUACACCUUUCAGUCAGUUGAAGAUUAGCGAGAUUGGUUCCUGGUUUGGGCGUAGAAACAAGACCCCAGCGGCUGUAGCUGGUGCUUGCAGCCGAGCUUUCUGGAGAUGGCAACACAAGUACGUGCAACCUAAGAGAGUGGGCAUGGCGCCAUUCUUCCAGCUUGUGGUUGGAUCAAUGGCAUUCUUCUAUGCUAUCAAUUAUGGCAAGAUGAAGCACCACAGGAACUACAAGUACCACUAACAAGUAAUCCAGAGUUUCAAUCAAGGUCACUUAUUGCAGCCGUUAUGCAUAUUUAUUGUUAUGAAUUGAAGUGAUUAUGUACCAUUAGUGUUUGAGGUGAACAGCUUUGCAAAUAAAACUGUACUAGUGAAUCUGA